AUGGCUGCCAGCAAGCUCCAUUGCUCCAUGGAGUCCUCCAGAAGUCCCGAUGGUUUCCAGGGCAAAGCGGUGUCACCUCGUAAUCGGCUGGUGGUCGAGGCAGAGGAGCCUGUGACACUGACUCCCUCUGCCUUCCUGAAGGAGAUGUCCCUCACCACCCAGCAGAGGCUGGCCGCCGCUCGGGACACACGCCGGCCCCACAUUGUCCAGCUUCUGGACAUGAGUGAAACCUCCCAUCAAAAGUUCUCAGCAGUUGACCUGGAUCAGAGCUUGUUCCAGCCUUUCCCCUCGGAGGUGGUAUUUCAGAGCUACGUCCCCUGUGAGGUCUACGAGGUGCCGCUGGUUCUGAGGAACGACGACGUGGUUCCUCGGCUGGUGAAGGUCGUCCUGGAGAGCUCACCUUAUUUCAAGUUGAUCAGCCCCACUGACGUGUGCCGUAAGGUGGCACCUGGCAUGUCUUCCACCUUCCGCAUCCUUUUCACCCCUGAGGAGAACAAGGAUUACUUCCAUGAGCUCACCUGCAUCACAGAGAGGGAGAAGUUCAUUGUGCCUAUCCGAGCCAUUGGUGCCCGAGCUAUCCUGGACUUCCCCGACCAGCUCAACUUCUCAGUCUGCCCGGUCAAGCACAGCACCCAGAGAACUCUGCUGGUUCGCAACGUCGGGAACCGGGAGGCCCGCUACCACAUCAGCACCCAGAGCCCCUUCUCUGUUGAUCCCUCUGUUGGGACUCUUGGGAUUGGUGACACCAUGCAAGUCACGGUGGAGUUCCACCCGCUGAAGACUGGGGACCAUUCCAGCUCCCUGCUGGUUCACUACGACACGGGUGAAGAUGUUCACACAAGCCUUUAUGGAGCAGCUGUAGAUGUCAACAUCAGGCUGGACAGGAACUCCUUGACAAUCGAGAAGACUUACCUCACGCUGGCAAAUCGCAGGUCCGUCGUUAUCCACAAUCGGAGUGAAAUCAUAGCCCACUUCCAGUGGAAGGCUUUUGUUACUCAGGAAGAGGAAGAUCAGCACAAGCUGAGGCUGUGUGGCAGGCUGCAGCGGCAGGAGGAGGGUGAGAUGGAUCGCUUCAUCGAGGGGUGUGCCGUGGACCCCACUCUGCGAGAGCGCCUCUCCAUUCUCUCCCGCAUCUUCCAGAACGAGCGGGCAAAGGUGCGGGGGGAUUCCAUGCUCUUCUCCGACGACAUCUUCACUGUCGAGCCAGUGGAGGGAGACAUCUGGCCAAACUCCUCAGCUGAAAUUAACGUGAUCUUCAAACCCCGCGAAGCUAGAGUCUAUCAGCAGACCGUCUUCUGUGACAUCUCAGGCCGAGAGACCAGGCUGCCCCUGCGCGUCAAAGGGGAAGGCGAAGGGCCCAGGCUGCGCUUCAGCUUUGACCAGCUUGACAUCGGGAAGGUGUUCGUUGGAUCGGCCCACAGCUACGAGGCGGUCCUGUUCAACAAAGGAGCCAUCGAUGCCCUCUUUAACUUGGUGCCUCCCGUUACCGCUCUGGGCUCCUGCUUCACCUUCCUCCCCCGGGAGGGCAUCCUCAUGCCGGAUGAGCUCCAGGUCAUCCACAUCUCCUUCAGCUCCACCAUCCUGGGCCAGUUCAGUGAAGAGUUCAAGUUCAGCGUGUAUGGGUCUCACAAGCCCGUGACCUUGACCAUCAGGGGCUGUGUCAUCGGACCGACCUUUCACUUCGAUGUACCCUCCCUCCGCUUCGGUGACGUCCCCUUUGGCUUUCCUCGCACCUUGUCGUGUCGCCUCAGUAACACCUCCCUGGUGCCCAUGACGUUCAACCUCCGCAUUCCAGGAGAUGGCUCUGGAGCCCCCAGCGUGACCAGUUUUGUCCAGAUGUCGGACAACACCCAUCUUUCCUGGAGGAAGGGAGCUCACGGUGAUCUCAGGCCGAGCGAAUUUACCAUAACUCCCUGCAGAGGAACCAUCCGCUCCCAGGGACUGCUGGAUGUCCAGGUCACGCUGUGCUCCAACACCGUGAGACAGUACGAGCUGGCCCUGGUGGUGGACGUGGAUGGUGUCGGCAAGGAGGUGUUGGCACUCCUCCUCACAGCCAGGUGCGUUGUUCCUCUGCUGCGAGUGCUCAACCCCGUGGUGAAGUUCGGGCGGUGCUUUCUGAAGCACCCCUACCAGCAGGUCCUCACCCUUGUGAACGACAGCGAUGUUCCCGGCUGCUAUGGGCUCCUCCCGCAGGAGCACAAGGAGGGCGCUGCCGUGUGGUACUCCAGCCCAGCGCCCUGUGGGAUCAUCCAGCCCCGCAGCUCGGUGCAGGUCCCGGUGGUGCUGGCAGCCCAGGUGACAGGGGAGCAGUGCACAGCCGCUGAGGUGGCGGUGUUUGGGAGAAAAGGAGCCCCGCUGAAAAUCCAUUUAGUGAGCACUGGAGAAGGCCCAGUAGUCUACGUGCAUCCGAGUAAGAUAAAUUUUGGCAAUAUCCAAGUUCUGCAAGAUGCUACCCGAAUUCUCAACCUCUCCAAUCAGGCGGUCAUCCCUGCAUCGUUCUGGGCAGAGAUGGCUGGCGAGGGCUCGUGCUGGAGGAUCAAACCCAGCCGAGGCGUGAUCCCUGCUGGGACCGAGGUGUCCGUGACCAUCAUCGCCAACCUGGACGACACCGAGAAAUUCAAGGACGAGGUGAAACUCUGCAUAGAGAACAGCAACACCUACGUGAUCCCUGUCCAGGCGGUGGGCACUGGCACCACCAUCAUCACCGACAAACCCUUCGCGCCAGCGCUUACCCUGGGGCCGCACUUCAGCCUGGGUCCCUGCUGUUACCACUUCAAGAUAACAAACAAGGGAAGGCGAACCCAUCAGCUCUACUGGACGACAGAAGGUUUUGCCCCGUUUCGCCAGCGUGAUCGUCUCCCUGUUGUUGGUAACUCCAAGGGCAAAAACUCCUCCCAGAGACCCCAGCCCACAUCUCCCGUGUUCAAGCUUCGACCGCUGAGGAUGGAGCUGAUGCCAGGCAGGACCAUGGAGAUGCUGGAAGGCUCCUCCAGCACUCCAAAGGUGGUGACAGAGCGGCUGCUGUGCCACGCCAUCAUAGGGAGCAAGGCAGGGAAGGCACAGAUAAUGCAGGUGGACGUCACAUGCGAGUUCGUGGCUCCUGUCCUGCAGAUCUCCUCCAGGGAAAUCACUUUCCGCGUGGAGAAGCCGAUGAAGCUGGGGAUAGGGGAGGAACUUCACCUCUCCAUCAGAUUUGACCCUGCAUACAAAGAGGACUUGAAUAUCCGCGUAGCAGAGAAGGCUCUGAAAAUACAGUUUCUCGAGCACCCCCACGAGGAGCAGGUUACUGUUCGGGGAGAGGUCUACUUCCCAAACCUCCAUAUCCAGACCAUGGCCCUGGACUUUGGCUGCAUCUUGAAUGACACCGAAGACGUGCGUUACGUCGAGAUGACCAACUGCAGCCCGCUUCUUGUGCGGUACCACUGGGCCUUCCUGACAGGCAGCCACAUGAGCCAGAUGAGGUUCAGCCCUCCGGUACCUAAAUAUUUCAUCCAACCCCAACCACCACAGGAGGAGGGAGCCACGGUGGAGCCCUCGGUAUCUGCAGAGAGCAGCUCCAGGGCUGUGGGUGUAGAGGAGCCAGCCCAGGCCAUGGGAGCAGCAGGAGACUCUGCCCAAGAGCCAGCAGAUGCAGAUGACUCACUGGAGGCACAGCUGCUGCCAUCUGCUGCUGAGGAGCUGGCAACUGCUGCGGAGUCUCAGAGUCGGGUGGAGAUCAAGGACCUGAUGGAGUUUGCGGACAGCGAGCCCCUUGCCUUGGGUGUGGAGGAGGUCUUCGACAUCCUGCCGCUGUAUGGCGUGCUGCAGCCUGGCGAGAGCCAACGGGUCACCAUCACCUUCUUCGGCCACGCCAACCUGGUCGCCCGCGUCACGGCGCUGUGCGAGGUGGAGGGAGGCCCAACGUACGAGGUGGCGCUCAGCGGGGAGGCUUCGCUCCUCAGCUACCUCUUCGACAUCAGAGAGAUCGACUGCAGGCUGCAGCUGUUUAACGAAGUCACUGAAGCGGAGCUCACCCUGCAGAACAACGGGAAGGUGGGAUUCAAGUACCAGGCGCUGAGCCCCAGCAUGGCCCCUGCAGACAGCCCUCUGCCUGGCGUGCCCCUGGUCCUGCCCAGCACGGGUUACAUCGGACCUGGCAAGGAGCAAGUAUUGAAAGUCUUGUACCUGCCGGGAGUGCCUGGCAUCUUCUGCAAGACUUUCCAGAUCCAAGUGGGUCAUCUGGAGCCAGAAAAAUUCACCCUGAAAGGAGAGGGGAGCUUUCCCAGGAUCUACUUAGAUCUGCCCAGGAAUAUCAAAGGACACGAAAAAUAUGAGAAGGUCCUCAAGGAGGCGAAAGAAAAGAUGGAGAAGGACGGACAGAGAGAUGAAGCCAUUGUCCUGGGGGAAGCCACGGCCACUGAGCUGCCCAUGGAUGACUCGGGCACGGUGCUCGACACGCGGCUGCAGAUGCGAAUGGAGGAGAUGCUCAUAGAGGAACAUGCCUUGGAGCAGCAGGAGCUCCUUGCCUCCUGUCCCCCCGAGGAUGCGGUCUUUGACCAGCGUGCUCGUCGGAGGCUCCUCAGAGCCCAGCUGCCCGAGUACAUCCUGGACUUUGGCUAUGUUGUCCUCGGUAACAUCCCCGCGCACAUCGUGAAGGUCACCAACACCGGGCAGUUCCCAGUGUCCUUCCACACAGAUGGACGGGUCCUGCGUGACACAGGUUUCACUGUGGAGCUGGACCGUGUGAGGAACCUGCCGUACUGCGAGACCGAGACAUUCGAGGUGCGCUUCGAUCCGCAGAGGGCCAGCCUGCCGCUGGGAGCGGUGGACGUGCUCCUGCCCAUCAAGGUAGCAGGAGGUCCCACGUUUCACAUCUCCCUUCGUGCCACUGUGACUUUGCCGUCCCUCAGCCUCUCCAGGGACAGGCUGGAGUUCUCCAGUGUGCAGUGUGGGCAGUGUCAGGAAGAAACCAUCCAGCUCCACAAUCAGUUCCAGGUCCCCUGUAAAUGGUUCAUCACCAUGACAGAGCCUGUUAAGAAGGUGGACAAACAUUUGCCAGCAAGCGUACGUCGGAAGCUGCAGCAGGAGGCGAAGGCCAAGCCCUGCGUCUUUGAGGCACUGCCCUUGGCUGGAGACCUCGCGCCGGGGCAGCGAUGCAACGUGCGGGUCAGGUUUUUGCCCACAGAAGAGAGGUCCUACAGAAGUGAGCUGAAGAUUAACAUCUGCCAGAGCAGCCAGCACUUCCAGCUGCCGGUCUCGGGGCACGGGCUGGAGCCACAGCUGGAGUUCAACCCCCCGGUGCUCGAGCUGGGGCCAGUGCUGCCGUACAGCAGCGGGGCAGAGGGGACAGUGGUGGUGAAGAACCCGUGCGAGUUCCCCAUCGAGUUUUACUCCCUGGAGUUCGACCAGCAGUACCUCGCCGAGGAGCAGAUUCUGCGGGUGCUGAAGGACUACGAUUGCCACAACACCCUGCUGCUGCCUCCACGUGUCCCUGGUGAGAAGCUGCCCCCAGAGGUGCUGGAGUACUACCAGGACCAGAAGAGGCUGCAGGAUGAGCAGGGGAAGCCCAAGCCUGGGGAACCAGCAGGCCAGGACAAUGCAAAUGCUGAAGACGUCCAGUCUCUCUCAGAUCAAGGAGGGAAGUACUCUGCUGGGAUCGUGCACACCAUCUCAUCCCAUAGCUCCAUCAUUCCCUUCUCCAUGUUUGAUGAAAACCAGUCCAGCAAGGUAGACUCUAAAUCUGAACUGGGAGAAGAGGAGGAGGAAGGUCUUGGGAAAAGGCGCUGGACAGAGCACUGGCAGAGCACCAGCAGCAAGGACGCCGCGGGAGAGCUAGACAACAGCCCCGUCCGCAGAGCCAUCGCCCGCCACCUCGGCCUUGAUAUCUCUGCAGAAGGCCGUGCAGCCCAAAACCGCAGAGGGAUCGUCAUCAUCGUCCACGGGGCGCCCCUGACGGGAAAGACGUCGGCAGCAGUGGCCCUCUCCAGACGCUAUGGCGCGGCCCGCCUGUCCAUUGACUCGGUGGUGACCGAAGCCAUCUCCGACAGGAGCAGCUCAGCUGGGCUCCGCGCGCGGGAGCUGUGCCUCAGGGCGGCCAUAGAGCAGAGCCACAAGGAGAUGGAGGACGCCGGUCAAAGCACGGAGGCGUCCCUCAGCUUGCAGCUCGGUGCCGAGGCCAGGAACAGCCCGGCCACGAGCCAGUCCAGCUCUGGGGACAAAGCCAGCCAGCAGUCCAUUGGCUCCCGUAGCCGGGCGAGUGCAGCGACGGGCAAGAGGAAGACGGAUGGACACGGGUCCCAGUCCCAGAAACAGCAACACGCGGACCUGGCAGGCUCACAGGGCUCCUCCAGUUCUCACCUCAUCUCACUGCUUCCCUGCUUUCCCGCGCAGCAGUGGCUGAGUGUCGGCGGCAGCAGUGCAGGAGAGAUGGGCUUGAUGAGCUGCGUGCUUCCCGAGGACUUGCUGGGGGCCAUUCUCUCAGAAAGGCUGCAGCUGAGUGACUGCUACCAGGGAGUGGUGUUUGAUGGCCUGGAGACCCUCUUUGCAGGCAGCAUGGCAUCUGCUCUCCUCUGCCUGCUCAAAGCUGCCAGAAACCGGCCUCACAUCUAUUUCGUGAACCUCUUCCAGGAUUAUGCCUCUUUGAAAGCCAGAGAGAUGGCUGCAAAAGAGCAGGAAGAACGGGAGCAGGAGGAAGCCGCCAGGAGGGCGAAAGCACGCCUCCAGGAGAUGGAUGAGGAGGAGUACGAUGCCCUCACGGAGGAGCAGAAAGCUCAGUUUGAUGACAAUAUACUACAAGUCCAGCGUGAGAGGAAGAGGAGGAAGAUGGAGCAGCUGGCUCGAGAGCUUGAGGAAAAACUCAAGCAAGAACUAGAACGCUUGAGGGAGGAAGAAGAGAUGAAGAAGAAGUCCAGGCGGGGGAAGAGAGAGCUUGGGAAAGAAAAAGACAAUGCCUCGGGGAAGAAAAGCCAGCACGGAGGCAGACAGAAUUUGAACACCUCCACCAGCAACACCAAUGUGUCCACCAGCAACCGCUCAGACAUCAACGAAGGGGUAGACAAGAAGGGGUCUGUGAAGGAGCACCUGGACUCUGUUGCAGGUGACAAGGAAGAUAAGAAAAAGCGGAGCAAGGUUCCCCUGACGGAUGGCAGCCCGGUGGUGGCUGUGCAACCCACAAAGGUCGAACAAGAGGAAGCCAAGCAGAAGACCCUGAGUGAUAGCGAGAAGGUCUUGGCCAAGAGGUUUAAGAUCUACGAGGCAUCACAGAAAGACAUCACGCAUAUUUUGUCAUCCUGGGACAGGGCUCAGGGCAUUCUGCUGUCCCUUCUGAGCCAAGAGGAGGCAAGGUACCAAGCAGAAGACCAGCACCCACCUCUCUCCAGCCGCAGGAGCCGGAAGGACAGAGAGAAGGAGCGCCAAGAGAGGCUGGAGAAGGAGCGGGCAGAGAGGGGGCGGCUGGAAAAACUGAAGGCUAUCGAAUCCAGGUUACCUGGGCUGGAACAGGAAGGUGCAGAAUGGUCAGCCAAGGGCCAGGAUGUCGGGGUGCCUUGCUUGGACAUCCAGGUGCUGAGUGCAGAAGAUGCUACGGGGAAGAUUCUGGAGAGCGGCAAGCUGCCCGCGGCAGAGGAGAUCCUGGAUGGCCUGGGACUGGGUCCCUCAGGGCCUCCCAUUCCUUCUACCACAUUUUACUCGGUGAUCCGCUACCCGGAGAAGCGUGUGGCCCCUGCAGGAGAAGCUCUCAAGCACUUCAUCUUUGUUGCACCAGAAGGUGCGGUGUUGGAAGAAGAAAAGAAGGAAACAGAAAGCCUCGUGGAUGCUCCCAUCGCGCUCACUGUCAAGAUGUCGGAGGAGCAAGUCACCCCCACCAGAGGCCGGUCAAGGAAGGAGAAGGCUGAGGGCAGCCGGGAGGCUCUGAAGGACAAGCGAAGCUCUGGCCGGAGCAAGAAACAUCCCCAGGGGCUGGGCACAGGGGCACCACCACCACGUCCCCCUGAGGUGGACCAAAGCAGCGUGGACAUGGGCCUACCUCUGGGGAAGCCUCUCAGGCUGAGCAGCUGCCGGUGGAUCGUGCCUGCCCGCGGCCAGGUUGAACUGAAGGUACACUUCAGCUCCACGGUGCUGGGCCAGUUUGACCAGACGCUGCAUUUUGAGAUCCUGGGGACAAACCGACUGCACCAGCUGCACUGCAGGGGCACCUGCCUGUACCCCACCAUCAGCCAGGACCCACGGCUGGUGUUUCCUCACCGGAGGAAGAGCAAGGCAGAUGGUGACAUUGUUUUCAAGCAGUACAUCAUGAGCACAGGUGUAUUCCACUUCGGGCCGCUGCUCUGUGGGAAGUCCAGAGACUGGUACAAGGCGCUGCACUACCCCAGCAACUGUGAGAAGAUAACCAUCCUCAACACCACCCCCUUGGAAGCAGAGGUGCAUUUCUUCUUUGAGCACGACCUCAAAGCAGACACGUUCCUUUUGGACCCUCCCAACAUGACGCUGAAACCGAACGAGAAGCAGGAGCUGAGCCUUUGGGCGUACCCCACAUCAGCUGGCCUCAUUGAAGACAACCUCGUGUGCUGCAUUAAGGAGAACCCGGAGCCGGUGGUCUUCCCCUUGUGCUGCCAGGGGGUGCGGGUGGAGCUGGGGGUCAGCCCCAAGCAGGUGCACUUCGACAAGCUGCUGCUACACAGGCGGGACAGCAAGAAGCUGGUGCUGCGAAACUCCACCCCGCUGCCCGCAGCCUGGAGGCUCAGCGGGCUGGAAAACCUCGGCGAGGACUUCUCGGUGUCGCAGGAUGCAGGCAUGGUGGGGCCCCACACGGAGCUGGAGGUGUACCUGCAUUUCAUGGCCACGAAGGCGCUGAGCGUGAAGAAGACCAUCCGGCUGGAGGUUUCAGAUGCAGAGAACAUCCUGGGGAUUGUUCAGAUUGAAAAUAUCCAAAUCCACGCGGAGGCCUAUGAUGUUGCUCUGAGCAUCACCAUCCCUAAAGGUACAGAUGGCAGCGUGGAUUUUGGAGUCCUUAAAGUGCUGGAUGAUGCAAAGCAAGCACUGACCCUGAGGAACAAAGGGAAGUACGAGAUCGCAUACAGCUUCAAGAUAGAAAAUGCAGAUACCAGCAUCCCAGACUUGGCAUCCCACUUCUCUAUCCAGCCACAGAGAGGGGUGCUGACCGCCUCCGAGCGCCCUGUGCAGGUCCAGCUGCUCUUCCACCCCAGGGCAGAAAUGAGCAUCGAGGACAAACCCAUCCUGAAGUGCCAGGUGAUUGAGCCCAGCCUCUGCGAAGGAGGGGAGACCAUCGCCAUCAUCCCCGUGCCGGUGUCCGCCAAAGCUCUGUUCAGCAAGUACAGCAUCACCCCGGCCUCGCUCAUCAACUUCGGCGCCCUGGUCAACGGCACCAAGAAAACCUGCACCAUCACGCUGGAGAACAGAGGCAGCCUCGACUUUAAGUUCCUCGUCUACAAAGCAGACCAGGAUGUGCCUGGGCUGGCAAGGAAAAGCGCCCAUCACAAGAAAUCUAACCACUCCCAGGAGAAUGAAAACGUAAGCAAGGUGAUAACCUCUGCAAAGCAAAGCAAGCCGUCCCUGCAGAAGGAGACGAACCCCUUCAUGCAGGCUCGCUUCACCCUGGGCAUGUUCACGGUGUACCCCGGCUUCGGCUCCAUCCAUCCCGGGGACAAGCAGACAAUCACGGUGGAUUGCCACGCAGAGCCGCUGGGGCUGUGCGAGGAGCACCUCUCCAUCGAUAUCAGCGACAGGGACCCCAGGGACAACCCCCUGGGCAUCCCCUAUACCCUGCUGGCCGAGUCCUGUCUCCCAGCGUUUGUGGCUGACGACGUGGGGUCCAUCUUUGAGGAGCAUCGCAUCUGCAGCAACACCAACCUCUGCCAGAUCCUGCAGACCGUGCAGGACAGGGGCGUGUUCAUCACAGACGAGAACAAAUUCAUCUUCACUAACGUCCUGGUUGGGCACCGGGCCACUGCUCGCUUCAAGAUCCGCAACGUGGGCAAAGUCCCCUGCAACGUGGUCCUCUCCAUCAAACCCAUCUUCGGUAAGCCCAACAGCCGCGUCAGCGACAUUUUCGAGGUGGACCCCGUCCAGAUGUGUGUGCCCAGCCGCUCCCACACCUUCGCUACGGUGACCUUCAUUCCACAAACCAUGCAGAGCUACCAGUGCACUUUUGAAGCUUCACUUGAUGUCCAGACAAGCCCUGCAGCAAUUAAAGCCCAAAGCCUGACGUUUGAUAUCAGUGGAGAGGGGAAUCUGCCUCAGGUCACGGUCCUGCGCCCAGUCCUUCACAGUAAGGGAGGGAACCCUCUGCUCCUCUUCAAGAAGCUGCUGCUGGGUGACUCUGAAAAGCUCCCUCUGGUCCUUCAUAACGCCGGCAUCAUACCUGUCCAGGUGAUGAUAGAUCUGUUGGAUGAAGGGGGAGUUUUCUUCCUGAGAGCCAGGCCAACCACGCAGUGCAUCUACCAGGCUGCAGGUAUGAAGGAGGACUCUGCUGGAGAAGGGAUGAAACCCCACACCGCUUCCCUGGUCCUGCACCGCGGGGAAUUAGCAGAGUUCGAUGUGCUUUUCAAACCCAGCCUGCCCCACCGCGUGGAAGGGAAGAUCCACCUGUCCGUGGUGGACAACCCCUAUGAAGAGACCAACGUUCAGCUGGUGGGUGAAGGCUACGAGGAUGACUUCACGAUAGACAAUAUCCAUGGACUCGUGGUAGACAGCGCUGAGGAGAGCUCUGAGGGUGAUCUGGAGGAGGACACAAUUGAAGCUGCCAGAGCAGAUCACAUCCAGUUUGGGGACUGUCACAUUGGGAAGCCCUACCAGGCCACCUUCACGAUCACCAACCGCAGCCGGGCGGAGGCAAUGCGGUUCGAGUGGCCGGCAGGCCCCCCGUUUCACUUCUCCCCCCAGGUGGGACACCUCCACGCGGGCUGCGCUAAGGACAUUACAGUGACCUUGAAAUCGGAUGUGGCAGUCACCUUCAGAAGGCAACCUGUGAGGUGUAAGGUGGCCAGGAUUGCCUUCCAGUUGCCACCGGAGCAGGUCACUGACUGGGACAACCGCCUGUGCACCGUCAAGUGGGUAGAUGCCACGAGGGGCCAAGCAGCCUCGUGGCCUGUCAAGAAGAAGGUGAUUGAAACAGACCCAGAACCAGCUCACAGCCUCCUGGAGAGGAGCAGCCGUGAGGUGGAGCUUUGCCUCAGCGCCGUCGUCGAUUACACCGAGUUCAAGCUGGAUACGGAUGCGAUUCAGUUCAAGGAGACCUUGCUCUUCCAGACAAGGACAUUCACUUUCCGGCUGUCCAACACAGGGAACGUGGCCCUGGAAUACACCUGGAUGGAGGACAUGGGGGAUGAAAGGGCAGCGAGCCGAGCUGGGGAGCUGCUCCUCGCCACCCUGGAAGGGGAUUUCCUCUCGUCCGCUUCUGGUGCCUCCGAGAAGCUCCAGCCCAGCCAGCGGGGCCGCUCUCCAGGGCACGACUCACCCUCCCUGAGCUCGCCCCUGAGCACCAUCCAUGCCACCCCGCUCUUCUCUGUCGAGCCCCGCAGCGGCACCAUCCCUGCCGGCCAGGAGCAGCUCUUCCAGAUGAAGUUCUCCCCGGUGUAUGUGGGGGACUUUGAGAGCUGCAUGCUCUGCAGUAUUCCCAACCUGAAGCCGAAUCAAAAGGGCCCAGAAGUGGUCGUGAAGGGGAGAAGCCAGAUGCCACAUUGUCACUUCGAGCUGGAAGACUCCGACUACAUCACUGCAAAAAGGCGCAGCCCUGAGCUGCAGGACCCAAAGGGGACAACGCUGGGUCUCAACACAAGGGUGCUCGAGUUUGCAGCGAUUGGUGUGUGCAGCAGGAACAGCAGGACCUUCAUGGUUAUGAACCCAACCAGUUCCGUGUACUCCUUCCAGUGGACUUGCCAAGACCCUGCAGCUCCACCAGGACAGACAGCUUUCUUCUGCCUCACAGAGAGAGGGCAGAUCCAGCCAGGGAAAAAAGCAGAGAUCAAGUUUGAAUUCAUCCCCCGGCAUCUGGACAUCACAGAGUCAUUCUGGGUCUUUACGAUCCCUGAGCAGAGCCUUUCAGUCCCGUUCCUGCUGGUGGGCAACACCACCGACCCGCUGGUGACUCUGGACAGGUCCCACCUGAACUUCCACUUGCUCUUAGUCGGGCACAAGGUACACCAGACCAUCUAUAUGAUCAACAGCGAGAAGGAAGCCUUCAGCUUUGCCUUCAGAGAAAGCUCUCUCUUCUCAGAGGGAUGCAACACCUCCGUGAAAAUAGAGCCCCUGGAAGGCUCCAUCGCUCCCCUUUCAAGGCUUCCCAUUACAGUCUUCUUCACACCGACACUGGAAGGAGAGGUGGUCUUCAACCUCAAGUGCGAUGUCAAGAGGAAGACGGAGCCCCUCUGCUUGAAUAUCAAGGCCAGUGGCUACAGCAUGAGCGUCUCCGUCAGGUGUGAGGGUGGCGAUGGCUGCGGCACCGAGCUCAGCGCGCAGAAGGUCAACAUCAUUGAUUUCGAGGAGGUGCAGCUGAACGAGAGCACCAAGCGCGUCUUCAGCAUCUGCAAUAACGGAAAAUUCGGCUUCAGCUUCUCGUGGGAGCUGAGCGGCCCUGCAGCCCGGGUGCAGCUCCUCACCCUCGCCCCUCAGACGGGCAGUGUGCAGGCUGAGAGCAAAGUGGAGACUCAGCUGGUUUUCCACCCGCAGAAAAUGUGCUCUUUAAAGGACGUGGAGCUGACACUGCAGAUCAGCCAGGGUCCCACGUUUACCUGCAUGUUCCUGGCCACUGUGGUAGUACCCGCCAUCCACUUCUCUGCCACCAGACUCAACUUUGGAGCCUGCUUUGUCUACCAGGCUGGGAUGCCACCUGCCCGGCAGACCCUCGUCAUCACGAACAAAGCAGACAAAGAUGUCAGCCUGAGCUGCCUGUUUGCCGGCACCGCACACCUGGAGGUGGGCUGCCCAGCGUGCAUCCUUCGCCCAGGAGGGGCCAUGGAAGUGCCCGUCACUUUCUAUCCCAGAGAGGUUGCAUCUUACCAGGAGCUCAUCCCUUUUGAAAUCAAUGGCCUUUACCACCAGACUGUGGAGGUCCAAGGAAGGGGCACAGAAAUGAAGGUUGAUGUUGUGGAACCACAAGGAAAGGUGGUGAAGCUGGGAGCCCUCUCCAUCGGACAGAUGGUGAAGAAGACUGUCACCAUAGCAAACAACAGUCUCGCCCCUCUCACUUUCAAGCUCAGUUUCAAGUCCUCUGUGCCAGAGCUGCAAGAACACGGGGUUCUCUGCGUGCACCCCACCGGCGAACUGAAUCUGAAGCCCAAAGGAGACACCUGCAAAGUGGAGGUGGUCUUCUCCCCAAAGCGCCGCAUCCAGCCGUUCGCUGGGGAAGUGAUGCUGGAGAUCAAGGGCCUGGCGCGCUCCCUCUUCAUGGUGCGGGGCUCCUGCCAGGGUGUCCACGUCAGCCUGGACCAGGAACACCUCAGUUUCGGAGCGGUGCUGCAGCAGAGCCACGCGUCGCAGCGCAUCACCAUGCAGAACAUGGGCGACAUAGGAGUCAAGUUUAAGUGGGACGUCAAGAGCUUCAAGCCCGAUUUCUCCAUCAGCCCCACGAAGGGGUACAUCUCCCCAGGAAUGGAUGUCCCCUUCGUCGUCAGCUUCCACCCCUCAAAGCCGAGCCUCUCUAUCCAGUACGAGGGACUGCAGUGCUCCAUCCAGGGCAGCGAGCCGCUCCGGCUUACGCUGGCGGGGUGCUGCGUGGAGGCCCCUGUGAGCAAAGAGACGCUGACGUUUGCAUGUGACGUGCGUGAGACACACAGCCAGACCGUCCUCCUGUCCAACCCAAGCAACGAGGCCUGCACCGUGAAGCCCGUCAUUGAGGGCGAACACUGGAAAGGGCCUGAAUUUUUCCACCUAGAGGCCAACGAACAAAACAAGCCCUACAAGAUCACCUACAACCCCCUAACCAUGAGCUCCGACAAAAAGAAGCACCAGGGCUCCAUCUUCUUCCCCUUGCCAGACGGGACAGGUUUGCACUACCUCCUGCAGGGGACUGCUGAGGGCCCGAAGUGUUCAGGGACCAUUGUUCGGGAGGUACCGUGCAGGACCUCCUACACCGAGCUCAUCCCCGUCUCCAACUGGCUGAGCAGACCGCAGAGGUUCCUCGUGGUGACGGACAUACUCAAACCAGAGAACCUGGAGAGCGGUUCCGUGCUGCAUGGGCUGGAGUACAUUGAUGUGCCUGGCUCCGACAAGAAGGACUACAAGCUCACCUUCCUCUCCUACAAGGAGGGCGUCUUUAACACAAUGGUGACCUUCCUCAAUGAGGCGACCGAGGAGUACUUGUUUUACAUGAUCACUUUCAAGGCCACGGCUCCAGGACCCGUCGGCACCGUUGAAGUGAGCGCCGCUGUGCGGCAGAGCGUGUCUUCUGCCGUCAGGGUGGACAACCCGCUGGCCGUCCCAGUGGUGUUCGACGUCGAUUGCAGAGUGCCUGACAUCAGCAUCCCCCCGCACUUCACUGUGCCUGCCCAGGCAGAGGCUGAACUUGUCUUUGAGUACCGGCCCCUGAAGGUGGGCGAGAGCACCGGGCGCCUGAUGCUCCACAGCAGCGACUUGGGCUUGUGCCACUACGAGCUGAUCCUGAAAGCCACCCCCAGCAAGCCGGAGAAGCCACUCUACUUCUGCACCACGCUGGGCUCCAACCAGACCCUCACCGCCAAAGUCAUGAACUACAGCCGCCAGAAGACAGACUACGUCCUCCAGACCGACUGCCCUGACUUCCAGACGGAGAAAACCAUCAGCAUGCCCCCGUCCUGCGCGGGGGGCUCGGAGGUGUGCGUGGAGGUGACCUACGAGCCCUGCCAGCUGGGCGAGUCCCGGGCUACCCUGCAGCUCUCGGGCCCCCCAGGGGGCGAGUACAGCAUCCCGCUCUUCGGUCUGGCCCUGCCGCCCAAGCCGCAGGGCCCCUUCCCCAUCAAGGCCGGCGGCAGCACCUCCAUCCCCUUCAAGAACAUCUUCCUCCAGCCCACGGCCUUCACCUACAGCGUGGAGAACCCGGCUUUCGCAGUCCGGGCCACCGGGACCUUGCGCCCCAAGAAGACCAUCUUCAUGGCCGUCUCCUUCGAGGGCAGCCCGGGCGGCGGCAGGACCCCCGUCACCAGCCGCCUGGUGGUCUCCUGUCCCCGGGCAGCCGGCGUGGGGCCGGGGGUCUCCUGGGUGUACUACCUGCGGGGCCUCCCCACAGACAAGUGACCGGGGGCCUCCACGGGGUCCUCCAUGGGGAUGGAGCUGAUUGUGGGCGGCACCACAGCUAACGGGGGGUCACGGCAAACUGGGGGGGACUUUGGGGGGCUAUGGGGGGUGUCCUCUGUAAUGGUUUGGAAUAAAGAGGGCGAGGCAUGGAGCGAGGAUGA
Cygnus olor (mute swan) is the source of this 15365-nucleotide messenger RNA. RefSeq names its product HYDIN axonemal central pair apparatus protein (gene HYDIN). Gene Ontology annotation, cellular component: axoneme. The record is from RefSeq and is a predicted model, not a curated record. Gene Ontology annotation, biological process: cilium movement; axonemal central apparatus assembly. Lineage: Eukaryota; Metazoa; Chordata; Aves; Anseriformes; Anatidae. The coding region runs from base 1 to 15204 and encodes 5067 amino acids. The transcript has 83 exons.